Molecule: messenger RNA, 3002 nt
Organism: Schistocerca americana (American grasshopper)
Lineage: Eukaryota; Metazoa; Arthropoda; Insecta; Orthoptera; Acrididae
Exons: 7
Coding region: 1-2679 (892 amino acids)
Source: RefSeq, a predicted model, not a curated record
AUGGUGACGCCGCUACUGCUUCUUAUGGCGCUCAACACUCCGCUAGAAGCGGCGUCGAGCGUCGUGACCGUGCUAGACUGCAUCUGCGACAGGUUCUUCGACAGGGAAUUGGAAGAGACGGCGAACAGUAUGCUGCGCCCGUACUGCGUCGGUCCUUACACCAUAUUCAGUAAGCCCUCAUGCGAAGACAACAUUCCGGAUGUCUUCCCUAAAGGCGAGUACGCUGUGGACAGACCAUCAUGCGCAUACGCCUUGAAGGAGGACGACGACCCACAAAAGUACGGUAGAAACGGCUCCAGGUGCGAAGACGCCAUGAUGGAUGACGCCUUCAGCAGCUCGCUCGCCAUGGUUGCUCAAAUGAUUCCUCAUCGCAACAGCUCAGCUCGCCUGCGUGGCUAUCCGCCCGACACGUGUGGCUCAGUAGACGGGUUGCGAGAUAUGGAAGCCGACGACGCCACCAACUUGCUGUGUCAAGUCGUGCCAGAGAUAACGAACACCGUGCCAGGCGAAUGGUUGGUGGACAUGCAACUGAGUGAGGAAGUGCUUCAAAUGCCCCAUCAGCGAAGAGAGCUGUUGGACAAACUAUUACCAACUAAUGCCUGGCUUUCGAAAGCCAUAAUCAUCAAUUAUGAUUGCCAUGUGUUGAGAAGCGACAGCCAAACCAGCUCUAUGGGAAUUGGUGUUGACGACAUCGUUCGAAACUUGAAGCAGCAGACAUCCCGUGAUUUGAGUGACCACGCACACAUCCUCUCACUUGCAGUCAAGAGCAUCGAAAGUACUUUAACUGUUCUGAUACUCGAAGAAAAGGGUAAGAAUAUGUCUCAACAGCAGUUGUCAAGUUUAAUUAAACACGUAGAAAAGCUCGGGAGCAUGUUGCAUGUGCAUACAAGUGGAUGGAUGGAAGAUAUUUACGAUCUUAUUGGUGAAAUACAUAACAUCCAAGUGUACGAAGACCCACUGAAAGCACGGAAGCCCGUAAUCAGGUUCCCACUGGUCGGCGAUCUUUUACUGGAAUACCACAACAAGAUCCUGACGCUUCGAGAAGAUUUUGCAGAGCAGUGUGAGAAGAGCAUUCCAGGAGCGUCGGAAAUGCUGCAGCUGGCAGAAGCAGUCUACACGUACCUCGACAACAACUGGUUACGUCUUGUCCGGCUGUUGUUUGUACCGUUCUAUGGGUUCAAUGUGACAUUUGAAAAAUGGCAGCUGGGGGACCUCAGUGACAGCCGCGUGUCGGUAGACGGCAGUUGCGUCCAGCUUCUGGUGGACCUGCUGGACCGGCCUGGAUGUCCUCUGGAAGAUACCCCAGACGAAGCUCUUCGGCAGCGGGAAAUGUGCCGUGUACAACUGGGCAGAGACCUUACGCUCGGGUUGUCUUACGUCCCAAUAACAAGCUACCUGGCGUACACGCAGAGGGUAAACAUCAACAUCUGUUUGCUGUCCUGGAUGGUCAUUAAUUCGAAGACUAUAUGUCAGGAUCUCCCCGACAGGGUGCUGAACUCUGUGAGUGUAGCUCGUUGCUUCUUCUCCCAUUCUGUAGGCAAGUCGUGUAGCCCAAACAAUUCGUCAGACUUCGUCUGUCUUGUCUCCAGAGGUGUUUUCUCCUUAUUGUGUGAGAGUUUUUAUCACUAUGGGACGCACGUCUACUGUAUGUUUCAACACGAAUGGGGCCACACGAAACCGACGUCGGCCCAUCAUACACGCUACGGCCCAAAAACCGAACCACUGAGAAUACAUGCAUUUAGAGAAGCGUUACACAACUCCACAAUGGUGUACAGAAAUUUUAAGAUUGAUCAUCUUCAGACUUUGGAAAAUUCACUGAUCUCCAUAAAUAUUUUCUUCAGAUGUGUAACUGCUGGUGUGUUCUUAUACUUGCCGAAGUUUCGUAAUUUGCCCGGAAAACUACUCCUGUGUUUCCAACUCACGGGAAUAGUGCAGAUCGUGUGUUCUGAAGUUCUGUACCGCAUGUUUGGCGUUCCAGACCUGGCGACCACUGUCCAGCUGGACAGCUCGCUCACACUGCUCAGCUGCAUCUGGCUGAACACGUUCUGCUACCUGGUGUUCUCCGGGGUUCGCCACCUCAGGCUACCGGACAGCCUCCACCCUAGCGAAGCCAGACGCCUCUUCCGCCUCUACGUGACGUACGCCCUGUCCGUCUGGACUGUGGUCACGUCCACCUUCGUCUCUCUCGAACGCGUGAGCGAGCAGUACUUGUUCCACAGUCGGACGCUACUGCUGACUGCCAUCUCGUUGUCAGUGGCCUGCAACUUCCUGCUCCUCCUGGCCCUAGCGUACACGUACAUCCGUACGCGUCGGUCAGUGUCGAAGCUGCGUACCACCACCACCAACAAAUUUGGAACGAGGAAGCAGCAAAUCUUCAUGUCGGCGAAGACUUUCCUCCUGAGUGGACUGGGUAUUUUGGCCCGAGUGGGCUUCCACCAGGCUGAAGGAAUGGCCCGGUACGUGUACUGUGUUCACCUGACCACCAUGCUGCAGGGUCCCGCCAUCUUCGUGCUCUUCGUCUGCAACGGCUCGGCGCUGCCCCAGCUCAGACACCGCCUUCAGCGAUGGUGGAGCCCCGAUGUCGUCUCAUCAAGGGAAGAUCUAUGCUCUUCAGCCCAGAAAAAUUUGGCCAGUCGCAGACGAAGAAUGGAACAAAAUGUGCUAGCAACACCAGUUUGAGACAACAUUUUUUCCCGUUUCAGUGCAGUUUAACUCACCACAGUCUUAUUUUAGAAUGCCACGUGAGGCAUGCUGUGUCUUUCACUGUUUAAUACAAUACAGCAUUCGAGUUCUAAUGAUCACAUGGGUGUGGGGGGCAGAGAGAGAUCUGUGGGAAUAAAGUAUUUAAAAAUGGGCAUUUAAUUUAAUGGAUGCGCUCUUCUUUAUUUAUGAGUUUGGCCAGCUACGGACCUCAUAGAACUUAAGACUUAUGGUGUUUCUUUUUCUUCCGUUCUUCCCAGUACUUCUUCAUUUUCUCGCCAACUGCUCGUCUGUGCUUAUCU